Cotesia glomerata is the source of this 3850-nucleotide messenger RNA. RefSeq lists its product as uncharacterized. Lineage: Eukaryota; Metazoa; Arthropoda; Insecta; Hymenoptera; Braconidae. The record is from RefSeq and is a predicted model, not a curated record. Bases 233 to 3301 code for a protein of 1022 amino acids. The transcript has 8 exons.
GUUCACGUCGUGUUUCUGUCAGUAACCGUUGGACUACCACCUUGGUGCGAUCCGCGACGGAUUUUACCGCCUCACCACGUUGUAGUUCGGACACACGCUCGGUGAUACGUAAACAAAGUUUAUUUUCGAGUUUUUUACCACCAAAGGGACAAAAAGAGUCGUUACCAAUGAAGUAAUUCCCCUUAAAAGUGGUCACGGUCCAUCCAAGGGCUUCCGCAGAUUUACCAGAAAAAUGAAUUUGCGUGUCAGCUUGUUAAUCUGGAUGAUCGUUGGUUUUAUUGGGUUGAGUUUAACAGCCGAGUCGAGUCUUGCUGACGUUGCAGAUGAGAAGAAAGAUAAACACGGGGAACUGCAGCCAGUUGUAAGGACUCUGUCGACAACGGAGAAAAAUUCCCGAGAAUCUGAACCAGAUUACGAGGACGAGGAUGAAGAAGAAGAAGAAGACGGAGAACCGGAAGGAAGAGAGCACGUGGACGAGUACGAGGAAGAAUUACGAAGCAUGGCCGAGUCCCACGAAGCCAUGUCCAGAGACGAGAGGCGCAACUCCUCGGACAGCCUAGCCAACCCCCCCGAGGCCGGUUUUAGUCCCGGGAUGGUCUCGUCCAGGAACUUCGACUCCCAGGAAAAGAACUUGGAGGAGAACUCCGACGAGAGCAUGACCUCCAACGAGGCAAUCAGCGGCGAGGUCACCGGCCCCGCGCAGGAGCUUUUGAAGUUCAAGCGGCAGGCGAGCGGAAAAAUUAAACGCGUACCUACUGUGAAAAAGGAACUCAGCUCGCAGGUACGCCUCCAGGGGAACGACACUAAUGAGGACGCGGUCAAAGGCGAACUUUUAGGGAAAAAAAUUCCCGCAACCAGACAAGUUAUUGACAACCAUUUGCUGGAUGACGAUGGGAUUAACCCCGUGCCCGGAGAGUCCUACCUCGAGAGAAGAUCUUUGGAUGUCGAUGUUGGCGGCGAAAAAGAAAGGGCGCCCGAAGACUCCGAGGAAUAUAUGGAUUUGGAUGCGCCGACGGAAAUCCUCGGAAAACUCGACAAGAGACAGCAAUCCGAUCUCAAGGGUCUCGAGACUUAUCUCGAACCGGCUACGCACGCCUACGAGCUCGAGAAGCUCGCUAAACUUGAGGAACUUCGAGCAGAGGAGUACGUACUGGCUGAAAACUUAAUGGAGUUAUUGGUGAAGCUUGCCGAGAAUCCUAAGCGAUGGGAACGGACUCACAAAUUGCUGAGGGACAUGGAGAACGACCUGGAUCUAUGGAGAGCCUCCGACUCUAAUAAGCGCGGGUACGACUUUCGAGCUUUGAGCCAGCCGGACUUCCCUAUUCCUGUAGCAGAAAAACUGAAAGCCCCAACGGAGAAGCCCAAAAAGAAGAAGAAAAAAAAGAAGAAGCCGCGGUCCGAAUUUUCUACGACAACACCAUCAACAACCACUUCACCAAUAACUUCUUCUACAACUCCCGCCCCAACAGAAGCAACCCACUGGCGGAUCUUCCCAGAGUUAUUCGGUUCUCCAGUCCGGAAUUCCCUCCACAAAGAGCCCUCUAAUUUAGCAAAGAUCCAUUACGCGGUCGGAAAAUACCAGAAACCUUCUAUAGGGUCUAGUAAUCGCAAUACCGAUACUGACGACAUUUCAACGGGCUACCUGAAUGACCAAGUCCCGGGAAAAUUGGAUCCGCUGUCAAGGAAAUUCCACUUCGGGAAGAUAAACACUCACGAGAAGGACUCGUUGAAUCAACACGAACAGCCCUCGAUUUACGACCCGGAGAGGGACAGAGCGAUAGUUGAUUACCCUUUGGCUGGACGAGCGUAUCAAGAACCACCUCGAACUCGUGUGGGCGACAGGUUCGAUCGAUACCGGCCUUCGUACGUCGGCGAACGUGUCAGGAAUCAGAUCUUCAAGGAUUAUCAGGAGCCCGCGGGCUAUCCUGGGGAGUUUCCCCGUCAGGCUCCCUACGCCAAGGCCUGGAAGUACUCAAAGUACGAUUUGAGCCCGGCUGUCGAUCCCUACUACGAAGACGAACGCAGCAACUGGGCCACCAGGUACCGAGCUUGGCAAACUUUCUGGAGACCCAUUUUCGAGAUUGAAGACGCGGACGAGGCCAAGAGGAGGAUGCUCUUUGGAAAGUUUUCUCCUCCUUCUUCUUCUUCUUCUUCUUCUUCUUCUUCAAUGGGAGCUCUUUCUGGUGGGAAGAGUGAUAAGGCUAUGCAAAUUCCUUGGCGGUCGAUAGACGACUCGAGAUCUAAGUCCUACAGCAGGGAACAACUACCAGUUGUAGAUAAAACCAGAAAUCACUCGGAGUUUAAUGAAGCGCUAAAGUCUUCUAAGCAAAUCAAGGAUGAGAAUGUCGCCCUUCCUAAGAUAACCAUGAAAACUUGGAAUAGUUUGACGUCCGAUCCAGCGACGUGGCCGUUUAAGCUCUCUGAUGCGAAGCCCUGGCCCAAAGAUAAGAACGGAAAGUCUUACAACCCCAACGCGGAUCUUGUGAGGAAGCUCGGGCUUGACAAGCAAGAGAGACUUUUGGAGAAAGAGGAUAAGAAGUUGAAUAAAGGAGUUAAGGACAAUGACAAUUUGAAUUUGAAUUUGAAUUUGAAUGGGAAGAUAAAGAAUCCCUGGACUAGCGACACCAGGAAGAUGUGGCCGAUUAAAAUGUCCCCGAAGAUUCAGUCAGUUGGAGCCUGGGUUAUGCCCGCGGAUGAUAAUGGCUGGAGUUCUUUCAACCAGCAGCACUUUGAGGAUCCUCAAUGGCACAAGGGAAAAUCAAGUGGAAUGACCAAGUGGAAUGUUGAGUUUGCGAAGCCAGUUCAGGAUAUUCAGCCUAAGUGGAAGCAGUUUUCGUAUCAUAAGAUUAAUACCCAGCCUGGUGGUAAAUCUGGAGCUGCUGAGGAGUCGGUGAGGAGAAAUGCGUUCAUUGCUGUCUCGGCGGUAUCGCCUUCUAAGUAUCCGGGUAAUGAGUGGAGGAAAAAUGAUGUCGAGGAGAACUUCGGGGAUAAUCCGAUCAGGACUAAUGGGGAUAUUGAUCGCGAUGACCCCAGUACACAGUUGCUACACAAUCGCUGGCAGACUCAGGUGGCCAGACCUACUGAUAGGAGGAAUCUCACCGACCCGUUGGAGUAUCAGUUAGAGGAACUCAGGCUUAAUAAUAUUGAGAAACGUAGCGCUCCUACUCAGGCCACUUACAUGUCAAACACUCUUAACUCGACGGCGACGGCUACGGCUUCAACUACUAAGGCCGACCUGGAAAAGUCAACAAAAGUCGCCCCCAAGAUCGAAAAGUUUCCGUCGAAGCCCAUCAAGAAGUAGAAGAGUUUAUUUUAUUUGAUAUUUGUGUAACCAAUCGUUGACGUGAUAUGAGAAGAAUAUUCACACCAGCUCCCCUCCUGAUCUCUCAUCAACUCCCGGCUUCUGGAGUCCAAAUAUGUUUAAGGAGGAGAAAGAAUUUAAAAUUUGCUAGUCGUCGAUUGAAUAUGAGUGACAUUACCAUUCACCUCAUGGAUCUUCGGAGUUUUUUUUGUAACAUAGAAUCUGAUAUUAUUAUAUUAUUAAUACGUUCUGUAAAUAAAUUAUUGUAUUAAACGGGACGAGUCUAGUCGCGGUAUAAUAAUAAUAAUAAUAAUAAUAAUAAUAAUAAUGAUGAUAUAUUAUAAUUAUUAAUUAUAAUUACAGUUAAUUGAAAAAGAAACAUAUUAUACAAGAGUGUACACCCAUCAACAAACUAAACGUAUUAUCACGCACUCGAUAAAACAAAACGUAACAAAUCAUUAUUUAUAAGUAUUAAGUUUUAAAUUAAGCAAAGCUGUUUAUGUCCUUCCCCUUCACUUAUGGAAAUAAAUAAUUGUAUACGUCCAAAAA